Lachnellula hyalina is the source of this 1383-nucleotide messenger RNA. Its product is annotated as FAD-linked oxidoreductase. Gene Ontology annotation, molecular function: FAD binding. The transcript is spliced from 4 exons. The record is from RefSeq and is a predicted model, not a curated record. Lineage: Eukaryota; Fungi; Ascomycota; Leotiomycetes; Helotiales; Lachnaceae. Bases 1 to 1383 code for a protein of 460 amino acids.
AUGUCCAAGAUCUCCCAGCUUCAAAAUUUGAAGGCGGGUUUGACACCAGGCUGCCAGAUUCUUACAGAUACCAGCGAUGCUAAGUUCGUCGAAUACCUGAAGCGAUGGACGGAUAUUGAUCUCAUGGUCCCAGGAGCUAUCGUGCUUCCAACCUCAGAAUAUGACAGCCAAAAGAUUGUGCAAUGGGCUUCGAAAUCUUCAGUUCCUUUUGUGAUGAAGAGCGGAGGCCACAGUGAAUACUCUACUAUCGGCAGUAACGGUAUAAUCAUUGAUCUGAGUCUAUACAAGGGAAUAGAAGUUGAUAAAACCUCUGGCACGGCGACGCUCAAGGGUAGUAUCCUCACCAAAGAUGUAGCUACAGCUCUUGCAGAGGCCGGUUACUUUACCGCUUUAGGAAAUGGCAAUACUGUGGGCGCCAUCCCUUACUUCCUUGCCGGUGGAGCAUCUUUAACACCUUCCAUCACAGGUUUUGGCGCCGAUCAAAUUCUUUCCGCGCAUCUGAUAACCGCCAAAGGAGAGCUUGUAAACGUGACUGACGAGACACAUCCGGAUCUCCUAUAUGGCCUUCGUGGCGCAGGACAGUUUUUCGGCCUCGUCACAGAGCUUGUCAUCAAGUGCUAUCCUCUCCAUGCUCUCGGAAACGACCUGGGUACCAUCUGGGCGGGCGCCUUCGUCUUUCCCCUCAGCCGUGCCCCGGAAGUGACGUCUGUCAUGAAGCAUCUGAUGGACGACGACCGCCACGCAACAGCUGGUCUCAUGAUGAUAAUGGCACCCCCGCCAGCGCGGAACCCUUGCCUCGUUAUCGCAACCAAGUACACGGGCGAUCCGGAACAGGCGCCGAAAGCUUACAAGGCGUUGUACGAGCUUCAGCCCAUUGUGGCGAAUGGAGCGUCGGUGCCGAUUCAGAACGCGAACGAUGCCCAAGAUGCACUCGGUGCCAAAGGGGAUUUCAAACGUUUUGGUAUCAUCGGCCUGCACUGUUUCGAGCAAGAUUCCUUUCUCAAGACGAUUGAGCUGUGGAAGGAAUUGGUUGCUGAGUGUCCGGAUGCAAUCAAUACAUCGUUCAACUUCAAGUGGGAUUCAAGGCCCGCCAAAAAGCCCGGCUUUGAAUCAGCCAUGAGCCUUCACGACAUUCGAUAUUUCCAGAACAACUUGAUAUGGCAUACCGACGCCGCGAAUCGAGACAAGGUCGACGAGUACAACAGCAAAUCAUACGCCAUUAUGCGUAAUGCGGACAAGGAGGCGGAUUUUGUAGAUUUCCCGCCUGGGAGAGAUGGGCCGGUUCAGAGGCGGUAUAGAGGGGUCGAGAGGCUUGCUCGCUUGAAAAGUCUGAAGAGAGAAUGGGACCCGACAGGCGUAUUUACAAACCAAUUACUUGAGUAG